AGGAUUUCGGGGGUGAAGGACUGCUCCCUGUAAGCAUCCAGAAUGCCGGUCAUAAACGUAGACGACCUGACGGACAAGGACAAGGCUUUAAUGGAAGUAAACCAACUAAAAAUUGAAGUCAAACUUGAGAGGUGGUUGACAUCUAAAUGCUGUGAGGAAAUCAAGGACUAUAUUCAGGCUGGAGUGGAUGAGGACACCCUCGUCAAAGGCAUUUCAGAGGAGAAGAACCCAUUCAAGGAGAAAGGUGGCUGUGUCGUCUGCUAGACUGGACCCAAGGAGCUUUUCAUAUCUAAGAUUAGCACCCAAUGACAUUCUCCCUCCCCUUAUCACAUGGAUUUGCAGACUGAGAAGACUAGAGAGACAUAAUAGAGAAAAAAUAUAUAAAACCUCAUGAGUUCCCGUGUAAACGAUUCCCCUUCUUCUGUACAGAUGUGUAGCCUGAUAAUCGUAUUCUUUAAAAAGACUAAAUAAAUAAAAGUUGUAUUUGGCAAAGGGUUAUGUAAUGCGUCUCUCUCAUGUGGUGUGUAGUCUGAGCAAAUGGGCCCAUGUGUUGUUUCAUACACUGAAGCAACUGACAUUAAAUGCUUGUUUAUAACU
Messenger RNA from Anarrhichthys ocellatus (wolf-eel), 597 nucleotides. It is a transcript of the gene gngt1, whose product is annotated as guanine nucleotide binding protein (G protein), gamma transducing activity polypeptide 1. Lineage: Eukaryota; Metazoa; Chordata; Actinopteri; Perciformes; Anarhichadidae. Gene Ontology annotation, biological process: G protein-coupled receptor signaling pathway. Gene Ontology annotation, molecular function: G-protein beta-subunit binding. The coding region runs from base 43 to 264 and encodes 73 amino acids. The record is from RefSeq and is a predicted model, not a curated record. The transcript has 3 exons. Gene Ontology annotation, cellular component: heterotrimeric G-protein complex.